UGAAGAUCAUUACAAAACCGAAAUGCCAGCGGAAACAACAAAAUAUAAUUAUAUUAUUUAGUGUUUCAGAAGAAUGAAAGACGGACAAGCACUGUAUUUGAUAUUUCUUAUUACAAAGUAUUUAAAAAGUAUCUACUAUUCUUGGGACAGUUUCCAAAUCAAUCGCACUGGAGUAAGAAACUUAAUCUAACCGUGAUGAUAGGCAGUCUAUUGACAUUACAUUAUCCAGGUUUUGUACAAAUUUAUACGUCAUUAUACGCAAAAGAUGUGGCAAGUUUCUUGGAAGCCGUACCUGUAAUAACUACGUUAACAGCUGCCUUAAUAAAAUUGCUAAAUCAUGUAAUUUACAAGGAAAAUUUCGAAAAGAUGUUCCAUAUCAUAAAGAAAGACUGGGAAUUGUUAAACGAUAAGAGUCAAACACAUAUUCUUGAGGAAAUUACUAAGGAAGGAAAUAAGAUUGGUGAAAUAUAUAGAACUUUUAUGUUAUCAUGUAUGUUAGGAUUUAUAAUUAUUCCAUUGACCCCUGUGAUCUUGGAUAUCAUCUCACCGCUCAAUGAAACUCGCCAUCGUGAACAAAUGUUUAGAGUAACAUACUUUCUAGAUGAAAAUCGGUACUUUUACCCUAUAUAUUUUCAUUCACUUUGGUGUGCAUUUGUAAUAACGAUAAUUGCAAUCACUAUCGAUUCAUUAUACAUACAAAUUGUUCAUCACGAUAGCGCCUUAUUUGCCAUAUGUGGGCAGGCCCUCAUAACAGCACGAAAAUCUACUGAUGUCGACACAAAUGGAACUUACACUGAAUGGCUUAGGCAAUGUUUGACUAUGCAUAACGAUGCCCUCCAAUUCUUUGAGAUGCUAGAUGACAGCAGCCGUAGAAGUUACUUUUUUCAAAUUUUGCUAACUAUGGUCGGUAUGACCGUAACAGCCGUACAAGCCGUUAUGAAUCUGCAUCAACCUGAAGAAGCUCUCAGAAUUGGUCUGUUUCUUGUGGCUCAACAAUUCCAUUUGCUUAUUAUUACUUUACCUGGGCAAGUGAUCACGGAUUAUAGUUUUGAGUUGACUAACGAUAUAUACCGCUCAAUGUGGUACAACAUGCCAAUAAAUGAUCAAAGAAUACUUCACAUGAUGCAAAUGAGAUCUAGUAAACCAUGUAAGUUGACAGCAGGAGGGAUAUACGAAAUGAACAUAGAGAAUUUUGGAAUAACAUUUAAAACAUGUGUAUCGUAUUUCACGGUUCUCCUAUCCUUGGGUGACUGAUUCGUUUUCAAAAUGAAUUUGAAUGAAAGCCGUAUGUUCAA
Bombus terrestris (buff-tailed bumblebee) is the source of this 1295-nucleotide messenger RNA. Its product is annotated as odorant receptor 9a. Gene Ontology annotation, molecular function: olfactory receptor activity; odorant binding. Gene Ontology annotation, cellular component: plasma membrane. NCBI's taxonomy places the organism in Eukaryota, Metazoa, Arthropoda, Insecta, Hymenoptera, Apidae. Gene Ontology annotation, biological process: sensory perception of smell; detection of chemical stimulus involved in sensory perception of smell. The coding region runs from base 196 to 1254 and encodes 352 amino acids. The record is from RefSeq and is a predicted model, not a curated record. The transcript has 9 exons.